Ctenopharyngodon idella (grass carp) is the source of this 4570-nucleotide messenger RNA. It is a transcript of the gene npy7r, whose product is annotated as neuropeptide Y receptor Y7. The transcript is spliced from 2 exons. The record is from RefSeq and is a predicted model, not a curated record. Gene Ontology annotation, molecular function: neuropeptide Y receptor activity. Gene Ontology annotation, biological process: G protein-coupled receptor signaling pathway. Bases 363 to 1493 code for a protein of 376 amino acids. NCBI's taxonomy places the organism in Eukaryota, Metazoa, Chordata, Actinopteri, Cypriniformes, Xenocyprididae. Gene Ontology annotation, cellular component: membrane.
GACAAUCAUAUCUGAUUUGAUUUGACUGUAUUGAAAAGCGUCACAUUGCACGGACAGACUCCUCCACUAGAGCAGAUCCUCCCACAGCCGCGCGCAUGCAGAAGCACUCCUGCACCUAAAGUUCACUUGCCUACAUCUGCUCUCGCUGCUGCUUUGCUUUGAAAAAUAAAAGUGCAUUUCUUUUUCCCCCCGUUUCCCACGGAUAUGCAUUCAUUACGCUAUGCAUCGGUGUUGUUUCCGAGGAUGAAGCUGAUACUGAAGGUACAAUAGCGUGUCGCGCGCAGAGGGGAUGCGCGAACUUUACAGCAAUCAUCCCGUCUAUUAUUAUAGGGCUGAUAUCUCACAAACAAGGUUCAUGUUGUAUGUCCUUGGUUAAAAUGGGCCAAUCAGAUCUAGCCAAUGCAACGGAGGACACGCUCCAUGAUGGAGAUCAAGAGACCGGCCUGGGAAAUGACAGCAGCAACACCUACAAACCAGCUUUUGUGGAUGACAUCACCAAGCACCUGAGCGUUCAAAUUUCUCUCAUCUUUGCAUAUUCACUCAUAAUCCUGCUAGGACUCGUGGGUAACACCCUCGUCAUUUACAUGAUCUUUCUGUACCGAAACAUGCGCACUGUCACCAACUACUUCAUUGCGAACCUGGCCUUGGCCGACCUGAUGGUGGACACCGUGUGUUUGCCGUUCACGCUGGUUUACACGUUGCUGGACGAAUGGAAAUUCGGAGCAGUGAUGUGUCACAUGGUGCCUUACAGCCAGGCUCUCAGCAUCCACGUGUCCAUUCUCACCCUGACGGUCAUCGCUGUAGAGCGCUACAGGUGUAUCGUCUUCCACCUCGGCCAGCGCCUCAACCGCUGCACUAGCUUCAUCAUCAUCGGCCUGACCUGGACGUUCGCUGCCAUACUGGCCGGUCCGCAGGCUAUUUUCCGAGAGUAUCGCUAUGAGGAAAUCCCUUACAUUGACUUGCAUAUCGCGGUUUGCUCCGAGAAAUGGCCCAACGGCACCAAUCGGGACGCCAUCAUCUACAGCCUAUCAAUGCUUCUCCUGCAGUAUGUGGUUCCUCUGGCCAUCAUCAGCUAUGCUUACGUGUGCAUCUGGAUCAAACUGAAGAACCACGUCAGCCCUUCCAACCGCAACGACAGCAUCGUCCGCCGGAAGAAGACCACUAAGAUGCUGGCGCUCGUGGUCGUGGUCUUCGCCGUUUGCUGGCUUCCCUUCCACAUCUUUCAGCUGGCUAGCGAUCUCGACUUGAUUCUCAAGUUCAAGGAAUACAAACUCAUUUAUACCUUGUUUCACAUUGUGGCGAUGUGUUCGACUUUUGUCAAUCCGUUGCUCUACGGCUGGAUGAACCAGAAUUACAGGAAUGGCUUUCUCAUGUUCUUCCGCUGUGAACACAAACCAGACUCCAUUUACCCGGAUGGGUCCUUCAGGACUCGAUCGCUGAGAGGAAUGAUUGUGAACGGGUUUAAUGAUGGUCAGCCUGCGGCUGCUGUCUGAUCAUGAAGACAGAGUACUUCUCAGUCUGGAGAAGACUGCUUACUGCACAGUAUAUGGUACGCUAGGGUACGGCAGGGAUAAAGGCACAUUUGAGUUUAUUCUCCUUUAAACCACUGCAGCACAAAGACUCACCGCAGCACUUUCCUAAACACCCACGCUUCAGUUUGCAUGUAGAAAUUUGGGUGUCCUUACAAAAAUUAAGUAUACUUCAAGUUCAUCCUAUUAUGUAAGGUUCAAGUAUAUUUUAAGCAUACUUUAUGUAGUAAGUAUACUAAUGUUUACUUGUAAGUGUACUCUUUCAAUAGUACUUGGAACUAAAGUGUCCCACUUUUUUGGUGUAUAAAAGUAUAAUUUUAAGUGCAACAGUAGUAAACUUUGAUUACACAACUAGUUUACAACUAUGUUUUUCAUCUGUACUUCAACUAUACCUCAAGUGAAUUUAUAGGUGUACUGAUAGUUUACUAUAGUUCAAUAGCACACUUUUUUUUAGUUUAUGAAAGUACACUUACACAAGUAUGCUCUCAGUAAACUACUAGUUUAGUAGCGUUAUACUGCAAGCAUACUUGUAAGUGAACUUAACAUCAUCAUUAUUAUAGUUUACUAUUUUUUAUAUUAUUUUUACACUGUAAGUAUACUGCUAUGUUUCUAUUUAGGUAUUCAUUUUUAUACUUGAAACCUUUAACUGUACUUUAAGUAUAUCUGAAGUAAACUGCAACUAGUGGACGACACAAAAAUACACAGAAUUAGGAGCAUAUCUGUUUUCUUUAUAAAUCAAUAUUUUCAAACAAUGUAAGUUUAUAAGACAACUAUGAGAAAAAGUAUUUAAUAGGCUACUCAAUCUACAGAAUAAACACAACUACAAGACACUUAAGUAUAUCUUGUUUAAAAGAUUGAGUACAAGUAUAGGUCAAAUAUAUUUAGAGUUUCUGUCAGUAUAAGUGAAGUAUACUUAAGUGUACAUAAAGAGAAGUACUUAGAAGUUCUUAUUUUUAGUUUAAAAGAAUUAUAGAACACUUGAAUAGUCUUCUUUUUUGUAAGUGUGAUCCACAAAUGCAAAAUUGAUCCUGCGCUAAUUUGUUAUACAUACAUGUAGCAAAUGAGAAUCUAUAAAAUUACUGGAUAUAUUUUGAGACAAAGAUCUUGUUCUUGUUCAGUUUUUCAAUAACUGAAGAAUAUGCACUCUAAGUUGGGUUGAAACUGGACAAACCCAGUGAUUGGGUUGUUUUGACCAACCUGCUGGGUAAUUUUAUUUAACUCAACUAUUGUUUAAAAAUUACUGUAUUGCUUGCUUAAAGUAAACCCAAAGUAUGUUGGAAAUUAACAUUUAUUAAUGUUAAUUUAUGUUUAAUAAAUGAAUAUGUCUUAAUAAGUUUAAUGAAUAAUAAUUAAACAAUAAACAUUUACUAAAUUGUUUAUUAAUAAAUGUUCACCUUUUGAUUAUUAUUGUUGCCUCUAGUAAUUAUGGGUCUGAUUUUUAAUUUCCAACAUAUUUUGGGUUCAUUUUAAGCCAGACAUAUAGUCAUUUUUAAACAAUAGUUGAGUUAAAUAAAACUACCCAGCAGGUUGGACAAACAUUUAACCCAACCACUGGAUUUGUCCAUUUUUAACCCAACUUGGGUUGUUUUUAACCCAGAGUGUGUAAAAUUGUGGUAUUUGGGGUAAAAAAUAGCUGGCUAAAUGUUCCAUUUGACAAGACAUGGUUAUUCAUAUGGUCGUUUAUUAAUAUAUAAUAUCAUUUAUUAAGUUUGGUAUCCAAAUACCUUUGAAAUAGUCACCAUAUUUAUAAACAAACCAUGAUAUUUAAAAAUUUGAUAUAGUCAUAUCAUAUAAUAAAAUACCAUUGUUACUAUCAUAAAGCCAUCAAGCAGUGUAAAAAUCUUUCAGAAUCUUUGCUUUUUUAAAUAAAGUAAAUGAUUUUAUUUAUCAAAAUAAACAGAAAAUAGUACAAACUUUGAGGUGAUUGUUUUGAAGAUAUUAUGCGAAAGCUCACUUUCCUCAUGGUGUGCCUUUAGUCUGGUUGUACCCUAAACUACCCAGUCAUUUUGCUUUACUCAACGAUGAACAUGUCAAACAUUAGUAAACUACAUUAUUGUCUCAUGACCUCAUCUUGUGCAGGUUUAAUUCCUCAUGUGAAGUCCAUUCAUCAUCAUCCAAGCUCGUUCAGGACUCUUCAGCUCGGAUGCUGCUGAUAGGCUUUCACUUCUAGAAACGUUUUAGAGCCAAUCGCCCACGCUCUAAAUGUCAUGUGACUGAUCAGGAUCACUACCACCGGAAGUGUCAUUUGAAUUCUGCCAUCUUUGCUCAUGGUGCCACAGAAAAGUCUCAUGUGACUAAUCACCCCAAACCCUUCACUACUGACUAUUUUGAGCUGUUACGAAAUCCAUUUCACGCUUCAAGAGCUCUUCAAAAGAGUAAAAUAUAUGGAUUUUAUGUUGUCAGAACACACAGCUAAUACUGAAUUGCUUUGUAGAAAGCUGGUGCCAAAGCUAAGCAGCCCAAUCUUGAUCCUAUGGUUAAAAAUAUGCUCAUACAUUGCAUUGUGGGAUACAGUCUAAUGCACAUUUUGCAGUUGUAGCUCUGGGUGUUACUCUACAUGCAUACGUGACAUUUGCAUACUAUGCAUAAUAUAUACGGCAGAAAUAACAUUUCGAUUACAAGCUUUGACAUGCAACCAAUGAGUGGUCCAUCUGAGCAUUAAACUAAUGAAUGUCUUCGUUAUUCUCUUAUAUUAACAGUUUGGUGAUGAGUUUAAAUAUUCAAGGAAAUUGUUUGACAUGGAUGACAUUGAUUUUGUAUUGCAUGUGUUGUUGUGUGUCAAUUUGCAUAAGGCCGAUACUUCAUGUAAAUAAAUUGCUUUAUGCUACUGAUUGUAUAAGGUGUGACGGUUAUGAUGUACUUUGUAUGCAAAUCUUUAAUGUAAUAUAUGUUCUUGUUUCACUGGCAUAUGUAAUAUCUAUACUGUGGUGGCAGUGAGAUGACAUGAGAAAAAAAUCUUUUAAGUAUUGCUUAUUUAAUCUGAUCUGUGAGAAAACUAAAAGCACUGGAGGCAGACAGAAAAAUAAAACUAUGGCAACAUC